Molecule: messenger RNA, 2165 nt
Organism: Sabethes cyaneus
Lineage: Eukaryota; Metazoa; Arthropoda; Insecta; Diptera; Culicidae
Gene: Gle1
Product: mRNA export factor Gle1
Exons: 3
Coding region: 61-2118 (685 amino acids)
Biological process (GO): poly(A)+ mRNA export from nucleus; regulation of translational initiation; regulation of translational termination
Cellular component (GO): nuclear pore cytoplasmic filaments; cytoplasm; nuclear pore
Molecular function (GO): translation initiation factor binding; phospholipid binding; inositol hexakisphosphate binding
Source: RefSeq, a predicted model, not a curated record
AGUGUUCGUCAAUUGAAUUAGUAGGCUGCUUUCCAAUCGAUAGAAUUUAAUAAAAGUAAAAUGUCGAAUAUUUCGUUCAACGUUGACGAUCUACUGGCGGAUUUUCAUCCGCUAAAAAUUUCCGCUCUCUGUAAUGCUGCGCGCAUCUCUCCGCUGAUAAAAGGUUGUACAAUCGGUCCGAAUUCUACCGAAAACGGACUUCCGAAAGAAAACGAUUCCAGUCUGGGUAACGAAGCCGACAGACCAGCGACUGUUUCAAAGAAACACGAAAGGGCAGCUAACGACGUGGGAGAUAGACUGAAAUAUGUCCCCGAUUUGACGGUAACGGUACGUAACCCAGCUAGAAGAUCGUUGGAUAGCUCGACAUGUUCUGCAAGACGGGUGGACAUAAGCGACUGUCGGGCAAUUUCGGUCAAGUUGCACGAACAGGAGCUGGAGCUCACGCGCAAAAAAGAAAUGAGAAAGGAAAUGGAACGUCGGCAGGCUCGGAUACGGGAAGCCGAUCGACAUCGGGACCUCAUUCAUGAGGAUCGAAUUCGGCGGGCUAGUGAAGAGGCGGCUCGGCGGAAUCAGGAAUAUGAGCAGAAAAUUCUGGAGGCAAGCAGCGCGCUUGCUCGGCAAGCUGAAGAGUAUGAAAAACAAAGGAAGGCAGAAAUUGAUAGGGAAAAUCGGCGAAUGGCCGAAGUUUCGCUGCAGCUGAAGCUGAAGCAGGAGGAAAUCAAACGAAGGCAUGCGAUGUUUAAUGCGAUCCUCGAGCAGCAAGCAACAUUCCGCAAAAUGACCGAAGUAUUUAAUAAGACGUUGCUUAGUGUGGACAAGGAGUAUUUGGGGAACUUUGCUAGUCAGAAUAAAUCCGCCUAUGGUUUGGUGAAGGCGUUCGAACAGUUGUUCCAAAGUGUUAGGGAAAACAAGGAAGUUAAACAGGAGGAUGUUGACAGGGCUUGUGAGCUGUGCAAGUCGAUGGAACAAACCAACACCGAAGUGUUUGAUAUAAAGAAUCGUUUACAGCAGGAAAUUGCGGAACGAAUAAAGAAGGACGAGGAGCAGCAGCAAGCGCAAGCUGCUGGUAAACAGCAGCCACAACCGGCAGAGGCGGAAGUUGCGCCUCCGUCAGCCCAAGACACGACAGAUACCAACUCUAAGGUGGCGCCUAGCAGCAACGAACCUCAUCCACUGGCAGCGUUUGUGUCCCGCGAAAGCCUAGCCUUUUACAGCGGGAUUAAGAGUUUCUACGAGCAGCACCAGGCGGCUGUUAAGGUUCUGUUGGAUGAUGCGAACAUGAAAUCGUACCGUUUCAACUGUCAGAAGGUUAUUAACACUCCGGUGAAUGCGAUUUCCGCCGUUAGCCGGGAACAUUUUGUCGAUAAGUUUCAGCGGCUGGAUGCGCUGUUGGCCGGUCAUCCGGUGAAAAUUGGCGAUGCUGUCGUGUCCAUUGAUGGACACCCGCUCGGGAGAACCUACUGUACGAUGCUGCUGGCGAAGAAGUUUGUGAGUCAAGCAGAUACGAUGAUUUCCAGUAACGCCCCAGCUGCUUUUCCAAUAGCUGCAAUAAUUGUUGCACUCUGGCAAAGAUACCCGGACUUUGGGCGGUUCUUUCUUGCCUAUCUGCACAAGGAGUGUCCUUAUCUAGUGCCGUACUUCCUUCCGCAGUUGGAGGGUCAAUCACAUGAAGACUAUUUUAAAAGUAUCGGUUAUCGUUAUUCGUCUGACGGAACGCUUGAACAGCAGGACCAAUACUUGAAACGAAUGACCGGCUUGGUACGGCUCUACUCGGCGGUGAUCGUUUCCAAUCCACGGCGCGGCGAGACGGCCCCUCAUCCGCACAGUUUGGAGUGUGGCUGGCGAUGGUUGUGCAGUAUACUGAAUCUGCAACCGCUGCCCGAUAUCUGUGCGACGUUAAUAACCGAGUUCCUUGCAAUGGCAGGCGGGCUGCUGUGGGCGCACUACGGAAAACAGUUCGUCAAGGUACUGAGAGUUCUACAGCAGCAGUAUCUGCCUGCCUUGAACAAGGUCGACGAAGGAGGUCCGAAGGCGCGACUAGAGGGACUAAUUGCCAAGAUUACCGCCGAAGGGCGCAUCGAUCGCCCGGAGGGAAUGUUGAGUUCGGAUUUUUGGUAGUUGGUUUAAAUGUUGUUUGGUAUUUUGUUUCGAAAAUUUUCAAUAAA